Molecule: messenger RNA, 1362 nt
Organism: Anthostomella pinea
Lineage: Eukaryota; Fungi; Ascomycota; Sordariomycetes; Xylariales; Xylariaceae
Source: the annotation of a GenBank genome assembly
AUGCCUCCUCCUCCUCCACCCCCUCCACUGCCGCCUUCGGGCAUGGGAGGGCCGCCACCUCCACCACCGCCUCCAGGGAACCUACCCGCGCGACCACCGGCCGUUGCUGGAAGAGGUGCGUUGCUAGGCGACAUAACGAAAGGAAAGGCUCUCAAGAAAGCUGUCACGAACGAUCGAUCCGCCCCAAUAGUCGCAGGCAGUUCCUCUGGGGGAGGAGGCGGUCCUCCUGUUGGGGGAGCGCCUCCCAUCCCCGGCCUAUCGAAAGCACCCGCACCGAGCAGUCUCGCACCGCCUGUUCCCGGGAAUCGAGCUCGAAGUAACAGCGAUCAAGGGAGUCAGGACACGGGUGCUAUGGAUUCAGCACCUCAACUGGGAGGCUUGUUUGCUGGAGGGAUGCCGAAGUUGAAGAAACGUGGCGGUGGAGUCAAUACCGGAGCGUCUCAGGGCGCCUCGUAUCUAUCAGAUUCCGAAACUUCUUCUACCCCGAAACCGCCUUCUGCACCAAGACCACCUGCUGGAGCCGCUCCCGCCAUACCUGGACGAGCAGUACCACCGGCGCCUGCAGCUCCUUUCAACCCGUCGGUUUCGAAUCUGAGAAAGACAGCAAAUAGCAAUGCACCGCGACCACUCUCGUCUGUUUCGACUGCCUCGGCAAAGGGACCGCCUCCGCCCAUAGGGAAGAAGCCUCCUCCGCCGCCGGGGUCCAGGAAGCCUUCAACGUUGACCAGUGCGCCUUCUCAGCCUCCUCCGUUACCGGGAGCGCCUGCUCCUCCGCCUCCGCCGUCAUCAGCACCAGCACCGCCUGCUCCUCCGCCUCCACCUCCGUCGUCAGCGCCAGCUCCUCCUCCUCCACCCCCAGCUGCAGCUCCACGACCACCAGUAGCACCCUCACGUUCACAGCCUCCUCCGCCUCCUCUGCCAAGUGCUCCAUCUAGCAACGGACCCUCGCCAAACAUUGCACUUCAGGCUGCGAUGCGAGCAACGGGCGGAAGAUCAUCACCUACGGCCGCACCCCCAGCUCCACCACCUCCACCUCCCCCGUCUUCUGCGCCUACGCCGCCCUACAAGGAUUCUCCGAUCAACAGAACCCGCGCAGGCUCCAACUUGCGCACAACGAUGCUAGACCCGGGUGCAUACACACUGACAUCGAACGGAACGAAGAGCCCUAGUCCUACUCCUCAGCUCGGCAAUGGUCUCACGAGUCCCCGAUCAGGUCCUGGAGAGCGGUACAUCGUCCAGGACAGCCGCUGGAAGUUUACCGACGAGAGUAUGCUCCCGAAACCCAGGCCAUUCCAAGGAGGCACGAGACGAUAUCGAGCCGGCAGAGGCAGCAGUGUACCACUGGACCUGAGCGCGCUCUAG